UCAACAAAACCAAGCCCAAAGGGUGUCUCCUCCUUUUUUAACCUUCCACCACCCCUCCCCUCCACUUCCGCUACUUCUGCUACUCUCGGAUCGCCACUUUUUUGAUGUUCUCUGGUGGUGCUCUCUGCAGACGUCGAUGUCACCGCCUCUGGAGCAUGACUACCUAGGCUUGUCGGAGCUCCCCUCCUCCCCCGCAACCGCGGUCGAGGAACGGGUGCUCACCCUCAGUGCCACGGAGCUCAGGCUGGGGCUCCCGGGGUCGGAGACGACGGACCGCAACGACAAGGUCGGGCUCACCCUGGAGCUGCUCCCGCUCCCCAAGAGCUUCGUCUCCGGCGGCAAGAGGGGGUUCUCCGACGCCAUCGACGGUGCCGGGAACUGGCGCUUUGCCGCCGGAAAGGGUGGAUCUGAGGUGGAUUUGGGGAAAGGCGGCGGAUUGUUCUCGCCGAGGGGGGAGAUGGCCGGCGGUGGCACAGGGAAGCCCUCCGGCCAGGGGAAUGCUGGGAAGGACACGGCGGUGAAUGCUGCCGGACAGGAGAUGAAGGCCGUUGCCCAGGUCGGUGGUUCCGUUGGGCAUGAUCGGGCGAUGGCUCCUGCUGCCAAGGCACAGGUGGUUGGUUGGCCUCCGAUCCGUAGUUAUCGGAAGAAUACUAUGGCUACAAAUCCAUCUAAGAGUAAGGAUGAUGCUGAUGGAAAACAAGGAUCGGGGUGCCUUUAUGUGAAGGUUAGUAUGGAUGGAGCCCCCUACCUCAGGAAAGUGGAUCUCAAAAUGUAUGACAACUACAAGGAACUGUCAUCAGCACUCGAGAAGAUGUUCAGCUGCUUUACCAUUGGCCCAUGCGGUUCUCAUGGAAUACCGAACAGUGAUGGAUUAUCUGAGAGUCAUUUGAUGGAUCUUCUAAAUGGUUCUGAGUAUGUCCUUACUUAUGAAGAUAAGGAUGGAGACUGGAUGCUUGUUGGUGAUGUGCCAUGGGAGAUGUUCACUGACACAUGCAGGAGGCUCAGGAUCAUGAAGGGUUCAGAUGCUAUUGGACUUGCUCCAAGGGCCAUGGAGAAGUGCAAGAACUGGAACUAGGCAUCAUUGCCAAGGUUAAGUGAAUUAGAUGGUCCCAAGUUUCUUGUUGAGGAUGAAAAGUUCCAAGGGUUUAACUAAGCAGUUGUGUUGUAUCAUAUUCUGCGGUUUGCUGUUUGUCAUGGACUACGACUUUCUAUUAGCUUCCUAAGAUAUAGUAGGGACAUAAGCUUUGUAAGAUUGUGCCUUGAGUCUUUGUACGCGUCGCUUGUUAUUGUUGCUAUAUGAAUGUUUGGGUUGCUGUUUA
Messenger RNA from Musa acuminata AAA Group (dessert banana), 1319 nucleotides. RefSeq names its product auxin-responsive protein IAA17. The record is from RefSeq and is a predicted model, not a curated record. Gene Ontology annotation, cellular component: nucleus. Bases 137 to 1075 code for a protein of 312 amino acids. NCBI's taxonomy places the organism in Eukaryota, Viridiplantae, Streptophyta, Magnoliopsida, Zingiberales, Musaceae. The transcript is spliced from 5 exons. Gene Ontology annotation, molecular function: protein binding. Gene Ontology annotation, biological process: regulation of DNA-templated transcription.